Phragmites australis (common reed) is the source of this 2634-nucleotide messenger RNA. RefSeq names its product pentatricopeptide repeat-containing protein At4g16835, mitochondrial. The record is from RefSeq and is a predicted model, not a curated record. Gene Ontology annotation, biological process: RNA modification. Lineage: Eukaryota; Viridiplantae; Streptophyta; Magnoliopsida; Poales; Poaceae. Bases 199 to 2025 code for a protein of 608 amino acids. Gene Ontology annotation, molecular function: protein binding; RNA binding; zinc ion binding. The transcript has a single exon.
AAAGCGGCCCAACGACAUGUUGACUCGCUGUUUUGUUUGUUCCUCUCGUCAGUCGUCGGCGACGCUCGCCGCCGUCGAUCCUAGCCGAGCCCAUGACGACCGAACUCACCCUCCUUCCGGCCGGUCGCCGCUGCUGUUGUCUCGAACCUCCCACCAUGCCAGUCUCCAGGCCGGGUACUUGCCUGAGACGCACGUGAAAUGACCCUGCGCAGUUCUCUCCUGGCCGUUGCCCGCCCCCUCACCACCGCGGCGGUCGCGGCCGCCGUCCGCCGCGGGGACCUCGCCGGAGCCGUGGAGGCCUUCGCGUCGACGCCCCGCAAGACCGCGGCCACCUACAACUGCCUCCUCGCGGGCUAUGCCAGGGCGCCCGGCCGCCUCGCGGACGCGCGCCACCUGUUCGACCGGAUCCCGCACCCGGACGUCGUCUCCUACAACACGCUCCUGUCCUGCCACUUCGCCAACGGCGAUGUCGAUGGCGCGCGGAGGCUCUUCUCCGCGAUGCCCGUCAAGGACGUCGCGUCCUGGAACACCAUGGUGUCUGGGCUGUCUAAGAACGGGGCCCUUGAGGAGGCCAAGGCCGUGUUCAUGGCCAUGCCGGUGAGGAACGCAGUUUCUUGGAACGCGAUGGUUGCGGCGCUUGCGUGCUCUGGAGACAUGGGCGCCGCGGAGGAGUGGUUUAGGAAUGCGCCGGGGAAGGAGGACGCGGUUCUCUGGACUGCCAUGGUGUCGGGGUACAUGGAUGCUGGCAAUGUACAGAAGGCCAUGGAGUUCUUUGAGGCAAUGCCAAUGAGGAACUUGGUUUCAUGGAAUGCUGUGGUCGCUGGUUACGUGAAGAAUUCACAUGCAGGCCAUGCUUUAAGGGUGUUCAAGACCAUGGUUGAGGAUGCGGUUGUGCAGCCAAACGCGUCAACCUUAAGCAGUGUCCUUCUUGGAUGCAGUAACCUAUCUUCACUUGGAUUUGGAAGGCAGAUACAUCAGUGGUGCAUGAAGUUGCCACUGAGCAGGAGUGUGACCGUGGGCACGUCACUUGUGAGCAUGUACUGCAAGUGUGGCAAUUUGGACGACGCUUGCAAGCUGUUCGAUGAGAUGCAUACAAAGGAUAUAGUUGCAUGGAACGCCAUGAUUUCUGGCUAUGCUCAACAUGGCAAUGGAGGGAAAGCUAUCAAGUUGUUUGAAAAAACGAAGGAUGAAGGAGUGGUGCCUAACUGGAUUACUUUUGUGGCAGUACUGACAGCUUGUAUCCACACUGGUUUGUGUGAUUUUGGAAUACAAAUCUUUCAAACAAUGCAGGAAGUCUAUGGAAUUGAGCCCCGGGUUGAUCACUACUCAUGUAUGGUGGAUCUUCUCUGCCGAGCUGGUCAGCUUGAAAGAGCUGUCGACAUGAUGCGCUCAAUGCCCUUUGAGCCGCAUCCUUCUGCCUACGGCACCCUGUUGGCUGCCUGUAGAGUUUAUAAGAACUUGGAAUUCGCCGAGUUUGCCGCUGGAAAGCUGAUUGAACAGCACCCACAGAGCGCAGGUGCCUAUGUACAACUGGCAAAUAUUUAUGCUGUAGCAAAUAGGUGGGCCGAUGUCUCUAGAGUAAGGAGGUGGAUGAAGGAUAAUGUGGUAGUGAAAACACCUGGGUAUAGCUGGAUAGAGAUAAAAGGUAUAAGGCAUGAGUUCAGAUCAAAUGACAGAUUGCAUCCUCAGCUUCAUUUAAUUCAUGAGAAGUUGGACAAGUUAGAGGAGCUCAUGAAGGCAAUGGGUUAUGUUCCUGAUCUUGAUUUCGCACUGCAUGAUGUAGAGGAGAGUCUGAAGGUGCAAAUGCUAAUGAGGCACAGUGAGAAGCUCGCUAUUGCCUUUGGCCUGAUUAGCAGCCCCCCUGGGACAACCUUGAGGAUUUUCAAGAAUCUCAGGGUCUGUGGAGAUUGUCAUAAUGCAGCAAAGCUUAUCACCAAAAUCGAGGAUCGAGAAAUCAUCCUGAGGGAUACUACACGUUUCCACAAUUUUAGAGGUGGGCAUUGCUCAUGUGGGGAUUACUGGUGAAGAAUCCCAAUAGAAGUGUCAGAUAUGCACCAGUUUCACCGUAGGUCUUGCAACACUAUCUGAUCCCUUCGACAAGAGAAAAUGUGGAGCAUCAACGGUCGACCUGUGAGCUCUGCAGUUCACCCUGAUGUUUUUCAAGGUGUUGUUGCUUUGGCAAAAACUUGUGCCCUCCAGACUGUGAGAUCCAUCAGAACCUUAUUGCUGAUUGUUCGAGCAUGUGGACAAAUCAAGAAUCAAGACAUAUGGAAAGAUUGAUGUACUGCAUUGGAUUUACACCUCGCUACUACCGAGUGGAGCAUGCAUAUCCUCCUAGUCCCAGCACUAUCCAUAGUGUCACAAUUGUGGAUCCCCACAUUUGUUCGUAGCCUGUCUUCUCCUGCUGAUAAGAGAUAUUUGUUAAGCUGCCUUCUCUGUGUUUCGGCUUCAAUAAGUUGCUGCAACAGGUGGUCAGUCAAUCAAUCAUGAACUGCAUAGAUGCAUAGAAAGAGUUGAGUUCAGUAAUGCAAUAUGCCAGUGUUUUCUUUGACAAAAUCCUGUAGCUCCAUUUAGAUUCAUUCAAAGUUCAAUUUUAUACCGGAUGUGCAGCCCUUUGUUUUUUUUUUGUUUUGU